GCUUAUCCGCUGGUGCCGCCGCUCUUGCAGCUGGCGCUGAGUCUGGGCCCGUUGCUAUCGUUAUCGCUGCCGCCGCCGCCGCCGCCAUGGCUCAGUACAAGGGCGCAGCUAGCGAGGCGGGCCGCGCCAUGCACCUUAUGAAGAAGCGAGAGAAGCAGCGCGAGCAAAUGGAGCAGAUGAAGCAGCGGAUCGCCGAGGAAAACAUAAUGAAGUCCAACAUUGACAAGAAGUUCUCGGCGCAUUAUGAUGCCGUGGAGGCGGAGCUCAAGUCCAGCACCGUGGGUCUGGUGACCCUGAACGACAUGAAGGCCAAGCAGGAGGCGCUGGUGAAGGAGCGGGAAAAGCAGCUGGCCAAGAAGGAGCAGUCCAAGGAGCUUCAGCUGAAGCUGGAGAAGCUGCGUGAGAAGGAGCGCAAGAAGGAGGCGAAGCGGAAGAUCUCAAGCCUGUCGUUCACUCUCGAGGAGGAGGAGGGCGCUGAGGAGGAAGAGGACAUGGCUGUGUAUGAGGAGGAGCUGGAGAGGGAAGAGGUUACCACAAAGAAGAGGAAGUUGGGGAAGAACCCAGAUGUGGACACAAGCUUCUUGCCUGACCGAGACCGUGAGGAGGAGGAGAACCGGCUCCGGGAAGAGCUACGACAGGAGUGGGAAGCCAAACAGGAGAAGAUCAAGAGCGAGGAGAUCGAAAUCACCUUCAGUUACUGGGACGGCUCUGGGCACCGGCGGACGGUCAAGAUGAAGAAGGGCAACACCAUGCAGCAGUUCCUGCAGAAGGCGCUGGAGAUUCUGCGCAAAGACUUCAGCGAGCUCAGGUCAGCGGGAGUGGAACAGCUCAUGUACAUAAAGGAGGACUUGAUCAUACCUCACCACCACAGCUUCUACGACUUCAUCGUCACCAAGGCCAGAGGGAAGAGCGGGCCGCUCUUCAACUUUGACGUUCAUGACGACGUGCGGCUGUUGAGUGAUGCCACCGUGGAGAAGGACGAGUCUCACGCUGGCAAGGUGGUGCUGAGGAGCUGGUAUGAGAAGAACAAGCACAUUUUCCCAGCCAGUCGCUGGGAGCCCUACGACCCUGAGAAGAAGUGGGACAAGUACACGUCCUUGCUGUGCUUGAGCCCGGUGUUGCGGCCCCCACGUCAGCCUGUGUCCAGCGGCUUCCCCUUUUCCCCGACCCUCGGCUGUGCCCAGUGCGCGCUGCGUCGCAAGAGCACUCGGAAGCACCAGCUCUUCUCCUGCUCACUGGCCAGCUUGCACGAGCGCAAGGCAACUGGACGCAGCGUGGCCCGAGUCGCACCAGCACCUUCAAGAUGCCGCCUGUGCUCUUCGACGCCUGAGAGAGAUCUUGGGCAGAUGGGCGCAGUGCAACGCGACGUCUGA
Molecule: messenger RNA, 1373 nt
Organism: Orycteropus afer afer
Lineage: Eukaryota; Metazoa; Chordata; Mammalia; Tubulidentata; Orycteropodidae
Gene: FAM50A
Product: family with sequence similarity 50 member A
Biological process (GO): chromatin organization
Cellular component (GO): nucleus
Source: RefSeq, a predicted model, not a curated record